This is a messenger RNA of Laccaria bicolor S238N-H82, 429 nucleotides long. RefSeq lists its product as uncharacterized. The transcript has a single exon. The record is from RefSeq and is a predicted model, not a curated record. Bases 1 to 429 code for a protein of 142 amino acids. NCBI's taxonomy places the organism in Eukaryota, Fungi, Basidiomycota, Agaricomycetes, Agaricales, Hydnangiaceae.
AUGACUGACAAGAAGCUUGAUCCUCCUGCCUAUCCAUACGGGGUCGAGGUCGAGUGGAAUGAGGCACUGCAGCGUCUCGAAAAGCAGAUGGUCGUUUAUCGACAGGCAAAGAUGAGAGGUACCGAAAAAGAGAUAGGUGGUGCUGCGGAGGAUGUCGCCCUAGCUAUGGAGGACGUUGCGACCAAGCAUCCGGACCCCAAAUUCAAGAAACUAUAUCGUAGGAAGGCCGAUAAAAUUCGCAAGUCGACCGGCGAUAAUCGUGAUGCUGUGGUUGAGGACAUUGGGAAGGGUUUGUUGGUCCUCCUCACGACGCCGUUCGCCCUCGCUGGAGCUAUACUCGGUGGGGUUGGUCAGGUACUUGGUGGGGUGGGGUCCAUGUUACGGGAAUGGGGAAAAGUCGUCAAUAGACCCAGAGAGCUGGUAGGAUGA